Molecule: messenger RNA, 1137 nt
Organism: Megachile rotundata (alfalfa leafcutting bee)
Lineage: Eukaryota; Metazoa; Arthropoda; Insecta; Hymenoptera; Megachilidae
Product: phospholipid phosphatase 5
Biological process (GO): phospholipid dephosphorylation; phospholipid metabolic process
Cellular component (GO): membrane
Molecular function (GO): phosphatidate phosphatase activity
Source: RefSeq, a predicted model, not a curated record
GUCUGAUUCUCAAAUAAGUGCUAAGAAGCAAUGAAUAUCGUGCUUUUAAUACUAUUAUCUAAGCCAAAAUAUUAGUAUUGGUUAGUAUAUAAAAUGGUGUAUGUGGAAUGUGUUGUGCUUUAAAUUGAAAUGAACCAAUAUUAUUCAAAGAUACAAGUGUGUGUAUAAAUGUAUACCUGCAUUAUGAUUCAUUUAAACUAGUGUCAUUCUCUAUUUAUGUGUACAUAUAUGCAUUACCAUGUAUAAUAAUUAUAUUAAGUUUACUAUUAUUUAUUUAAAUCCAUAAUGGCUGUUACACGUAGCACAGAUAUUUUGACAGGAUACUGGUUUGACAUAUUGUUACGAAUUGUCUUAGUAGGAUUGUUCAUCGAACUGGAGAAAGCAGAACCAUUUACAAGGAAAAUUCAUGAGGAUGAACUAUGGUUAUAUAAAAAUCCAAAAACUGAUUCAUAUGUACCAACUACAUUAUUAUGGCCUUUGGUUUUCAUAAUACCAUCCAUGGUGAUCUUAUUUACCUUUUUAAUUUAUAAAGACAGGACUGAUACUUAUCAAGCAAUAUUAUGUGUAACUUUAGCAUUAGGAUUUAAUGGUGUUAUUACAGACAUUAUAAAACUCAUAGUUGGCCGUCCUAGACCAGAUUUUUUCUGGAGAUGUUUCCCUGAUGGCCAAGCAAAUUCUGAUUUUAAAUGUAGUGGAAAUCCAGUUGCUAUAAGAGAUGGCAAGAAAUCAUUUCCAAGUGGACAUUCUUCAUUUGCAUUUGCAAGUUUUGGUUUCAUUGCAUUGUACAUAGCUGGCAAGUUACACACAUUUAGUUUAAGGGGCAAGGGACAGUCAUGGAAAUUAUGUGCAUUUAUAUUACCAAUUUGUAUUGCUCUUGUAAUUGCAUUAAGCAGAACUUGUGAUUAUCACCAUCAUUGGCAAGAUGUGGUUGCAGGUUCAAUAAUAGGAUAUUUCUUAACAUAUAUAUGUUAUAGACAUUAUUAUCCACCAUUAGAUUCUCAAGUAUGUCAUGUACCAUACUCUGCGCUUACUUUACAAAUUCAGUUGGAAAAUACAAAGACUAGGAAUGAACAGGUCAAAUGGAUUUAAUAAAAAAAAGACGAAUUAUGGUAUUAAACUAAUUAUAAUAGUAUUGGA